This is a messenger RNA of Fraxinus pennsylvanica, 1431 nucleotides long. NCBI's taxonomy places the organism in Eukaryota, Viridiplantae, Streptophyta, Magnoliopsida, Lamiales, Oleaceae. The record is from the annotation of a GenBank genome assembly.
AUGUCUGGGACUACAGAUCAGAAGACUAAAGUGUUCCAGCCUGAAUCUCGAGUACUGGGUAGAACUGAACACAGUUGGUGUCGCGCGGUGACUUGUGGCACUGGAGUCACUGUGCUGGGGUUGCAAAUGACUAAACCACGGUUCGUAAUCUCGGUUCUACACAGCGUACUUGCUAAGCUCCAAAGUAGCCACCCUCUCCUCGGAUCCAAACUUCACUAUAACACCUCAACGAAAGAGUUCUCAUUCCUCAACUCCGAGGCUUCUCCGCCUAUCAAAAUCAAAUCGUUCGAUCCAUCAUCAACCUUACAGCUCCUUAAAAACCUAAACAACAAAGGAAACUCUAAAAAUCUUUCUCCAUUUCAUUUACUCUUGGAGCAUGAGCUGAACAGCAACAAAUGGUCUGAUCCCAAUUCCUUCCCAUCUAAUGGCAUUGAUGUAAUGUUUGCUAGUGUAUACACAUUGUCUGAUGCAAAAUGUGUUAUCGUGCUUCGGUUUCACACUGUGAUAUGCGACCGGACCACGGCCGUGUCUUUGCUCAGGGAGCUGAUGGAACUGGCGAAGGACGGUGAGAAAGGCGAGGUGCAGAAGGGAAUAGAGAAUGAUAAGGAGGGUGACUUGGGAAUUGAGGAUCUCAUUCCAAAUGGGUUGGCAAAGAAGACAUUCUGGGUUCAUGGCAUGGACAUGUUGGGAUAUUCUGUGAAUUCAUUGAAACUCACAAAUUUGAAGUUUAAGAAUGUGAAGUGGCCCAGAUGUUCCGAGGUUGUGAGACUACAAAUGAACACACAGGACACGGACAGGAUUUUUGUUGGUUGCAAAUCUAGAGGCAUUAAACUGUGUGGGGCUCUAGCAGCCGCUGGAUUAAUCGCGGCGCAUUCUUCUAAAGGCAAUCCUGAUCAGACAAAGAAAAAAUAUGGAGUGGUGACUCUUACCGAUUGCCGCUCUAUUCUUGAACCACCUCUUUCUGGUCACCAUUUUGGAUUCUACCACUCUGCAAUCCUCAACAUACACACUGUCAAAGGAACUGAAAACCUGUGGGAUUUGGCGAAAAGGAGUUACUUGGCCUUUGCAGGUUACAAGAAAUGCAACAAACAUUUUUCAGACAUGGCUGAUCUAAACUUCUUGAUGUGCAAAGCCAUUGAAAAUCCUGGCUUAACUGCAUCAUCAUCGCUUAGAACUUCAUUCAUCUCGGUAUUUGAGGAUCCCGUGCUCGAUAAUUCUAAUGAAAUGCAGAAAGAGCUUGGAGUAGAGGACUACAUGGGAUGUGCUUCUAUCCAUGGAGUUGGACCUUCCAUCGCCAUUUUUGACACGGUACGAGGUGGUGAACUGGAUUGUCUUUGUGUUUACCCAUCACCAUUGCAUUCAAGGGAGCAGAUCAAUGAACUGGUCGAUCAUAUGAAGAGGGUUUUGAUUGAUGCAAGUUUGAUUGCCUGA